GCUGACUAAAUACUUUUUUGCCCCACUGUAUACUUUGAAGAUGGCAAAGGGAUUUACAGAUCGACCCUGGGACACGAUGAGCAGGAGAUGUUGGAGGUGUUCAAUGCCGAAUUGGGGAGGAGAUAGAUAUGGAACCAUCCAGAGGGUCAGAUUCUCUCCCACAGAGACCAUGCUGGCCAUCACUGUAAAGAAAGACCAUCACGAGGAGACCAGAUGUGUGUUGGUUCAUUUAGGUGGUGUCAUCCUUUGUCAAAAGGCCCUGCUGCUUUUAGACAAUGUGCUCAGCUUUGAAUGGGCCACAGAUGAUGUCCUCUACUACAGCACACAGGAGACUCUUCGGUGCCUGUGUGUUUUCCGUCUUCAUCUCAGUGAUUCUGGUGUCCAAACCAGCUUGUUUAUGAAGAAAAGGAUCCAGAGUAAGUGUCUAAUUGUUAUGCCUGUUCCUCAGGUUCUUUGUGGAGGUCAGUCAUUCCAGAGACCAGAGGCUGGUAACCAUUAACUGUAGCAGUAAGAUCAGUUCAGAGGUGUGGUUUUUUGACAGCAAGACUCCAUUCUCAUUCCCCACCAGUCCCGUCAGCAUGGACUGCUUUACCCUGUAGGUAAUCUACUUGUUCAUCCUUGCUAACACUGGAGCAAACCAGGAGUAUCAGGUAAGAGUAUCAGUAUCAGACUUGAGCAGUAUUGUUAUAUUGUAGUAUUGUAGUAAUUAUAGGGCACCUUUAACCUCGCCAUCAAUGCCACACUGGGUGCCAUUGUUCAGUGCUGAUCCUGGAACAGUCAUUAAAGAUAUGGAGCUGCUUCAGGAUCACUGUGUGUUCACAGUGAAAGAUUCACAGUGUUGACUUCAGAUCCAGACUCUUACCACACAAGAGCCCUAUCAGUUAAACACUCACCAGGUGUGAAGAAGAAUCACAAAUUCACAUACAAAACAGCCUAGAGUGUGUUUUUAAUGAUGCUGAGUUAAAGAGACAGGUUUUAUUUAGAUUUUAGGUGUGUUUUACUGGAUAUAUGACAUUUUAAUUUAUACAUUUGCUCAUAUGGGGUCCUAGAGACCGCAAUGAUGUAUAUAUACAUUUCCAUUCAAAAUUUUGGGGUUAGUAAGUUGUUUUUUUCCAUUACUUUCAGCAAGGAAGUUUUGAAUUGAUUGAAAGUGACCG
This is a messenger RNA of Sinocyclocheilus grahami, 1157 nucleotides long. Its product is annotated as prolyl endopeptidase-like. NCBI's taxonomy places the organism in Eukaryota, Metazoa, Chordata, Actinopteri, Cypriniformes, Cyprinidae. The transcript has 3 exons. The coding region runs from base 41 to 499 and encodes 152 amino acids. Gene Ontology annotation, cellular component: Golgi apparatus; cytoskeleton. The record is from RefSeq and is a predicted model, not a curated record.